Molecule: messenger RNA, 1982 nt
Organism: Dermacentor andersoni
Lineage: Eukaryota; Metazoa; Arthropoda; Arachnida; Ixodida; Ixodidae
Product: cuticle protein 10.9-like
Cellular component (GO): chitin-based extracellular matrix
Molecular function (GO): structural constituent of chitin-based larval cuticle
Source: RefSeq, a predicted model, not a curated record
GCGCGCGUGUGUGAGCGUGUGUGCGAUGCGCCUGUCCAAGAGGCCACCCUGCAAAACUGGAAUAAAGCAAAAAAACCUUGAAUGAAAUGAACUGGUUGUCCUGCUCUCUGUGAAGACGAUGGGCACCUCUUCCGAGGGCAAGGGGGCCAAACUGCACAGAUAAAAAAAAAAAAGAACUAAAAGCCGAGGGCUUUCUCUUUACUUCCCUUUAGAAAUUAAGAGACUUGAGGAGGAAAGAAGCUAAAAACCGUCUGAAAGCAAAGAAGGAAUAAUAAUUGCAAAACCCGGUGAGAAGAAGGCAAGAAGAAAACUGGUAAGGCGCUGCAUCACGAAUGGGUGUCCGCGUCUCUGCGUCACGUGACCGUCCAGGAUUGGACCGCGUGCUGGACGACGAGGGGAUCCUUCGAGCGAUGGGUAUAAAAGCGACAGUCCGCUACUCGGAGAUCAUCACCACUUCACUUUGCUCUCUUCGGCUUGUGCUUGGGAACAGCUGCUCCUCUCCUCCGCCAAGAUGAUCAAGAUCGCCGCCAUCCUUGCUCUGGCUGUUGCCGUCCAGGCUGUCCCAGUGAGGUUCAACGCCGAAGGCGACCUCGACACCGCCGCCCAGACCUUCGCCCGCGCCGUCCUCUCCUCUGACGACUCCCUGAGCCAGCCAAUCCCAUACUCCUUCAAGCACGAGUCUUCCACCGAGGAGGGCACCCACACCCACGAGGAGUCUGGUGACGGCAACGGCCGUGUGACCGGCAGCUACACCCUGACCCUCGCCGACGGCCGCCAGAGGACUGUCCGUUACACCGCUGACGAGACCGGCUUCCACCCCGAGAUCGUCACCAACGAGCAGGGCACCGAGUCCAACAACCCAGCUGACGCCAGCAUCACCUCCAGCGCCCUGUCCGGCCCAGACGCUGCCCACGCCGCCGAGCCCGAGCGUCUCCGUCUCCUCGCCUCCGGAGGAUUCAAGUCCAAGGCCUAAGCUGGAACCACUAGAACGCCCUUCCACGGACAACGACGAUGACCACGAAGCGAAGAAUCAAACGAAAAGGCUCUCUCCCCCCUAUUUAUGUUUCCCCCUUCGGCAGCAGAACCUGCGCCACUGUUCUUCAGUGCCUCGUGCAUCUGUGAAGAGCUCAUCCAUUCCUAUUCGAACCAGGCGUCGCGCAACAUGCGCCGCGACCUUUUAGGCUUUUGAAGAAGACAUGUACGUACGUCCCCGUCGUUCCCUGUAGCGGGAUGGCGCUGCCCUGGCUAUUUCUCCAGUGCUGGCAAGUGGCCGCGUGUUAAGGAGAAAUGGAAAAGGUCCCCGGUUACUCCCCAUCCGAGAAAGACAAGAAACUGCCAUCUCUGUUUGUAAAUGUGCUGAAGCCAGAACAUGGAAUCUUGAUUGUCGUUUGUACGUUCUGUGUUUUUGUCUUUGUCCCGUGGCCUCGUGCAAUCUGAUUUUGUUGAGACCACUGCGUUCGUCACUUUCCUUUUCUUUCUUCAUUUCCCUCCUCGCUCUGGAGACGGUUAGCGCACGUUCCCCCAGACACCUACGCAUACAUAUGUUGCCCGAUCGCUUCCUCGCUGUGAUAGGAGCGGCUCCCUAACAUCCUCGCAGAGCCCCUUCUGACGUAACGCUAACUAGCAAGCUAGCUUUAAGUAACAAUUGCGGGUCACAUAUAUACGUAUAGUGUACAAAUACUUAUUCCUUAUUUUUGCUUAUUUCUACUUUUCUUUUGCUUUUCCUAACACUUUUUUUUCACAAUACAGAAGCACUCCACUACUUGACGGUUGUGAUAAGCUUGUCGAUGUGUGCAAUGCUUCGACGGGGGUAGUCGGCACUAGACAUUGCAGCACCUAACUAGUACGCACGCCAUGCCUUGCUUGUCUCGCGUGUUUGUCUACGUCACUGUCCAAUGUUCCUCUCACUAGUUUGUGUGUCCUUGUCAGUUCUGUGUACUGGUUUCAUGAACUACAAAAUAAAACGCAAAGCAAGCCCUGUA